AUGCACUCUUCAAUACCCACAGCUACACAUGAGGGAGGCGAGCCCCCCAUCAAUUGGGACACGGAGGUCAAGGACCUUGAGAGUCUCCGAUCCCGCAGCAGCCGCAGCCGCAGCCCAAGUCCGGACGACCAGAGGGCGCAGCUAUGUCACUUUGUCAGUCAUCCGUGGGGAGUCAUCGACUACUACCUAUACCUCACGGCGAUCGAGCGCGGCCGCGACGGGGAGACCCGGCUCAACGAGACUCGGCUGCUGGCAGCCGAUGGAUUCCAGUAUCUCAGCUUCGACGACCUCAGCGAUGCCGAAGACACUUUUGCCCGCGCUCCGGCGGGCACGAAUCCCACGAUCUUCUUCGUGAGUCUGCCUGUGUCAUGCUAUGAAAACGAUUCCUCGCGCAGACAACUGCUGCUGGGUUUCGAUCUGCGGCGACACCAUCUGCUGGGAUACCUGUUCGAGAACGCGCCCGACACGACUGACCUCUGGACAGUGUGGGGGCAGGGCACGCGCGUAAUCGACCUUCACGUCUUGCGAUUCAUCGACAUGCUCGAGUACGCCGCCGAGCAGCGGCCGCAGAUCUUCCGGAGCGGGCUGCUGCGGCAUUUCCGCGAGACGCAGCGUGGAUUCCCCGCGGGACUGGACCUGGUGGUCGCCAUCCAGUUUGCGCAAUUUCUGAACGAUUUUGCCGAUCUGUUGUGGCACGAGAGUGCGGAUCAGUUCCGAGCUGAGUACAAGCCGCUCGAGGAUGAGCUGCGUCGGUUGCUUCAGAGGGCGUCGUGCGAGGCGUGGUUUGGCUCGCGUAAGGGCUGGACGGCGCGGCAGUACCGCCGACACAAGAUACAGGAGUUUGUUGCGUCGGAGUUGUUCUUUGGGGAUGAGAUGAGUACUGUGGAUCCUGCCAGCCACAGUUCGGCUGCCGCUACAGCAGGCACUGCAGUCGUCACGGCUUGUGGGCGAUCACCGUUGCGAAUGAGCAUUACGCUGAUAGUGGUUGUAGUGAUGAUGAUGAUGAUGAUGAUGCUGGUUCUGGGGUUUGAGUUACCGAGGGUACCUGAUUGGCAGUGGGUUAGCUGCAUGGCGGCGGGAGGUCAACGGGCUUGCAGAUCCUGGGACUACGGAUUAGUUCGAGAGCCCUAG
Messenger RNA from Penicillium lagena, 1131 nucleotides. RefSeq lists its product as uncharacterized. The record is from RefSeq and is a predicted model, not a curated record. The coding region runs from base 1 to 1131 and encodes 376 amino acids. The transcript is spliced from 2 exons. NCBI's taxonomy places the organism in Eukaryota, Fungi, Ascomycota, Eurotiomycetes, Eurotiales, Aspergillaceae.